Molecule: messenger RNA, 1125 nt
Organism: Metschnikowia bicuspidata var. bicuspidata NRRL YB-4993
Lineage: Eukaryota; Fungi; Ascomycota; Pichiomycetes; Serinales; Metschnikowiaceae
Product: mRNA-binding phosphate metabolism regulator
Exons: 1
Coding region: 166-996 (276 amino acids)
Biological process (GO): mRNA destabilization
Cellular component (GO): cytoplasm
Molecular function (GO): mRNA binding; N6-methyladenosine-containing RNA reader activity
Source: RefSeq, a predicted model, not a curated record
UCUGCAACUGAACACAACCCCUUUUGAAAAGCGGUCUUUUAUUUGGCAAGAUCUUUACUAAGAGAGUGCAAUUUGAGUUUACUUGAAUUAAUCCAAACUCCUGACACUCCUUUUGUUUAUAGCCAGACAUAUCUCAUAAAGCACCUUUUUUCCACUACACUGAAGAUGCUGCUGCUUUUCGAUUCAAACUUACUCGUCUUCAAGGUGCCGCCCAGAUCAAGACUCAAGGAGCCAUGCACAGCGAACACACUUCGAAAUUUGGAAAUCGUCACAGAAUUGGCAAACUACACUCAUGGAAUUGAUGUGGUUUGCACACCAAACAUCUGGGCGCCAGAAUACCACGAUUAUUUCGGCGAAGCCUCGCGAAGUGUCAGUGAGACGACCAUCCCUACAUCUGCUACUACCCCCUCAUCUGUCUCAAUUUUUUCUUCAGUGUCGAUAAAUUCUUCGAAUUCACAAGGCUGGUGGCCAGAUGACAGUGACUACUUCGACCUGCCUGACACGGCCCCUAGUCAACCUGAAUUCAAACGGUCCUUCUUUCGCUCAGAAGGUAAGCCCUUUGACGUUGGUGAGAGUGCGCGAUUCUUUGUAAUUAAAUCCUAUAGCAGUUUAGACGUACAAGCAUCUAUCCGCAAUGGAAUAUGGGCGUCAACGGAACUCGGAAACAAACGGCUCGAUAAGGCGUUCCGGGAAUCGCAAGGUGGGGUCUACUUAUUUUUUUCUGUGAACGGCUCAGCAAAAUUCUGUGGAGUCGCGAGAAUGCAAAGCGCCAUUGACUUCACGCAAGCCAGUGACAUCUGGGUAGAGUCCAGUCGCUGGAAAGGCAUAUUUCCUGUCGAGUGGCUCAUUGUGAAGGAAAUUCCCAAUCGCUUGCUUCGUCACUUGAGAGUAUACCUGAAUGAGAAUAAGCCGGUGGCUAAUUCUAGAGAUACUCAAGAGCUACCAUUUGAUAUAGGCAUUGCUAUGAUGGGCACUUUUGACACAUAUAUUGAUUAAAAGACUCAGAGCAUAGACGCAUGCGUGUAUUGGAGUGCAGGUGCUCGUUCAAGUGGCAAGACAGCGAGCGCGCCGCCGUCUGAAUAUCAUGCGAUGUGAAGGUUUGUUACAUACCCUCAACAAGACCAC